AUGAACUUCAACUCGACUCUAUCACCCAAAUUAUCCUCCAUAUUGAACCAAUUAUCAAACGAAGAACUUGAACAAAUUAAAAAUGCAUUUAAUCAAAAAUCAAACUUCUGUAUUCACAAACAACAACAAGGUCAUCCACCAUAUCCAUCUCAUCACUCUUCAUAUUGUCCUCCUUCUACCAAUCCAACACAAGAAAAUUGUCCAACUAUUCCUCCACUAAUGAAUCAUCAGGACCAAUAUUCGAAAGUACAUCCUUUAAUUAACCAGCAUCAUGGCAUCCCUGCUUCACCACCUACUCCACGGCGUACUAUUAGCAACAACCUAGACAAUAUUGGCAAUGAUCAUCCGCAUACAAAUAAACGUACCGGUAGUAACGAACAAUUGCAACCCAAUCAACCAAUUCAUCAACAUCAAUAUCAUCACAACAACAACAUUAUCAGGCAUCACAAUUUUCAAUUCUCAUUCAGUGUCUUAAAGCGAGCAGUAGCUAAUUUUCUUCCAUCUUAUUUCAUUGUAUUUGAUGCUUCAAUUAAAUCUACUGAUUUACCAUCAAGCACUCAAGUUGCUAUUAUGCUGAAGAAACUUUUUAUUGAGAACCGGCUACACGUCAAAGAAAUAUCCAUGUGUACCCAAGCUGGUGAACGAAGAUUCAAGUUCGCUGUAAGUAAGAAACUUGAUUUCUUAACUUUGUUUGAUUGGUCAUGGCCUAAUGAAAUUGAUGGUAUGAAAUUCAAAAUAACCAAACCCCAUUCACUACCUGAUUGUCUUGCUUUGGUGGUACGUUAUAUACCUACGGAUAUUAAAGAAACUGAUUCUCGUAUGGAAAUAAUGAAGGCCAUUCCUGCAGCUGUUUCAUUUUCAACAAUUCGUUAUCAACAUCGUCAUCGACCAUCCUACGAUCUUCGAUUUUGUGUACGUAAUUUAGAUCAAUAUAAAACGGCAUUAGAAUUAGGUCGAUUAGCUAUUGGUCAUCAUUAUUUGCCUCUUACUUAUUUCAUGUCCGGUUAUCGUUUAACUUAUUGUACUUCAUGCUGGAAAAUUGGUCAUUUAAAGGACAAGUGUCAUUCACAAGCUUCCUGUCGUAAAUGUCUUACCCCGUUUAAAAAUGGAGAAAAUCAUGUCUGUCAUGAAAAUAGUUAUAUAUGUGCUCAAUGUGGUGAUAAUCAUUUUUCUCUUAGCUCAAUAUGUCCUGUUGUUAAACAAUAUAAAAAAGAUCUUAAAGCUGCAGUUGAACAAGCACUAGCAGCCGGUACAAUAACAUGUCCUCGUCCAGGUGAACCAACUUAUCCAAUUCGACGUAUUGAAAGUGAAUUCCCGGAACUUAGUCAUCAUCAUCAAGUAUAUCAUAAACCGGCCUGGCAAACUAAAGCACACGAGGAACAACAAUUUAUUCAGAACAAUCAUGUAAGUGAACUUGCAGAUGCUAUUAAAGCACUGUCGAACACAAUGGCCAAAAUUGAAAAGAACCUCCAAGAAAUGAAUAGGCGUAUCGAAGAACAAUAUAAUAGUGGUGUACUUCAUAAUAAUAGCAUAUCCACUAUCAUCGAUACUCUACAAGUUUUUUCUAGAUGGGUUAAUGCGAAUAACUCAGAUCGUACAAAAUUAAAAAAGAAUAUUACAAACUCGAUUGAUGAUCUUCAAGAAUUGAAACAAAAAAUGUUACAAGAAAGCUACAAAGCUCCCAAUUCUUCUGGCUUAUCGCAUCAAUCAGCUAACACAAUCAACAGCACUAACAACAAAGAAAUAGUAGAAGAUUUGAAUGAAGAUCACCACACAAACUCUCAGGAACAAUAUGACUAA
This is a messenger RNA of Rotaria sp. Silwood2, 1800 nucleotides long. Lineage: Eukaryota; Metazoa; Rotifera; Eurotatoria; Philodinida; Philodinidae. The record is from the annotation of a GenBank genome assembly.